GCCGGGGCUCCGCUACUUCCGGGGACGUGGCCGAGGGGGGCGGAAUGGCGGCCGGGCCGGGCGGGGGCUCCGCGGGACAGGGCGGGGAUGGCGAUGAACUCUUCGAUGUGAAGAACAACUUCUACAUCGGCGCCUACCAGGCCGCCAUCAACGAGGCGCAGCGAGUCAAGCCCUCCAAGCCCGAGAAGGAGGUGGAGAGAGAUGUGUUCCUGUUCCGAGCCUACAUAGCCCAGAGAAAAUAUGGAGUUGUGCUGGAUGAAAUCAAAGGCAGUGCCAGUGCUGAGCUCCAGGCUGUCAGGAUGUUUGCAGAAUAUCUUUCCAAUGAGAGCCAGAGGGAUGCAAUUGUUGCUGAUUUGGAUAAAAAAAUGGCAAAAAGUGUGGAUGUAGCCAACACCCCCUUCCUGCUGAUGGCUGCUUCCAUCUAUUUCCACGAGAGGAAUCCCGACGCGGCGCUGCGUGCCCUGCACCAAGGGGAGAGCUUGGAGUGCAUGGCCAUGAUGAUUCAGAUCCUUCUGAAGCUGGACAGGCUGGACCUGGCUCGCAAAGAGCUGAAGAAGAUGCAGGAACAAGAUGAGGAUGCAACUCUGACUCAGCUGGCAACUGCCUGGGUGAACCUGGCCAUAGGUGGGGAGAAGCUACAAGAUGCCUUCUACAUCUUCCAAGAGAUGGCAGACAAGUGUUCCUCCACCCUCCUCCUGCUCAAUGGCCAAGCUGCCUGCUACAUGGCCCAGGGCAAGUGGGAUGAUGCAGAGGGAGUGCUCCAGGAGGCUCUGGAGAAGGACAGUGGCCAUCCUGAGACCCUGAUCAACUUGGUGGUGCUGUCCCAGCACUUGGGGAAACCCCCAGAGGUUACAAACCGUUACUUGUCCCAGCUGAAGGAUGCCCACAAAACCCACCCCUUCAUAAAGGAAUAUCAGGCAAAGGAGAAUGACUUUGACAGACUCUCCAUGCAGUAUGCUCCCAGUGCCUGAGGAGAGGGGAAAGAGGCUCUGGACCUGCUCUGGGGGACCUGAGAAACUGGGCUGGUGUUCAAAACUCUCUGCUCACACAGAAAAAAACCCCUCUGGGAGGCAGUCUGGCUUCAGCUCCCUGUGGCAGGGGCUUGUAACCCACUAAGCCAGUGCUGAACCUGGAGAUAAUUCACAGCCUCUUGAAUUUGGUGGCUGAAAAUCCCCCCUGCUGGCUCAGCAGAAAGGAGAGAAUGCAACACUGUACUUCCAGCAUUCCUAAUAAAAACCUUUUCUGGA
Messenger RNA from Calypte anna (Anna's hummingbird), 1247 nucleotides. It is a transcript of the gene COPE, whose product is annotated as coatomer protein complex subunit epsilon. The transcript is spliced from 10 exons. Gene Ontology annotation, molecular function: protein binding; structural molecule activity. The coding region runs from base 45 to 971 and encodes 308 amino acids. Gene Ontology annotation, biological process: intra-Golgi vesicle-mediated transport; endoplasmic reticulum to Golgi vesicle-mediated transport; retrograde vesicle-mediated transport, Golgi to endoplasmic reticulum. Gene Ontology annotation, cellular component: COPI vesicle coat. Lineage: Eukaryota; Metazoa; Chordata; Aves; Apodiformes; Trochilidae. The record is from RefSeq and is a predicted model, not a curated record.